Puma concolor (puma) is the source of this 831-nucleotide messenger RNA. NCBI's taxonomy places the organism in Eukaryota, Metazoa, Chordata, Mammalia, Carnivora, Felidae. The record is from RefSeq and is a predicted model, not a curated record.
AUGCGGCUUGGGCUGUGUGUGGUGGCCCUGUUUCUGAGCUGGAUGCAUCUCGCUGCCGGCAGCCGGGGGAUCAAGGGGAAGAGGCAGAGGCGGAUCAGUGCCGAGGGGAGCCAGGCCUGUGCCAAAGGUUGUGAGCUCUGCUCGGAAGUCAACGGCUGCCUCAAGUGCUCGCCCAAGCUGUUCAUCCUGCUGGAGAGGAACGACAUCCAUGUAGCCAGAGUGCAGAUUGAGCACUCAGAAUACUUCAGCCAACUUCUGCACCAGGGUGGAGAGAACAUAUAUACCUGCCUGCAAGGGCCGCUGCCUCAGCAUGUCGAGGGGCUCGUGACUGCACACCAACAGGUGCUGACAGUCCUGGUGGUGUGCUGGGAGCGGGCAGGUGCUCCCGAAAGAGAAGGCUGUGCGGCUUCAGGAGGGGCUCUGAGGAGGCGGUUGGAGGGUGCUCCGCCCCCAGAGACCAGCUGCCUGCUCGAGCACACCAAGGCGCAGGUGCGUCGCGGAGUUUCGCUCCUGAGGGGCCAGAUGGGGAACCCCAACUCUGGGUGCCGGGUCGACGAGCAGUCCCCACAGGACUGUGGUGGGAGCUGGGACCUUCGAUCAUCCCAUCCUCCAGUUUCCCCUACCGGGGUGAAGUUUGGCACGGGAGGAGGGGAAGCCCUUGGAGGGCAGAAGAGGAGGAAAGGUGGCCAGGGCCGGCGGGAGAACGCCAACAGGAACCUGAGCAGGAAGGAGAGCAAGGAGGCGGGCGCCGGCUCCCGGAGACACAAGGGCCAGCAGCAGCCGCAGCACCAGGGGACAGCGGGGCCGGUCACGCCUGCAGGGCUCACCUAG